UGUUAGCUUAGCUCAGGUUAGCUCGGGUUAGCUGAGGGGAGCCUCUCUCCCUCACAAACACAUGACCAGAGGCAGUUUCGGAGGUUGUAGUUUAACCUGUCCCUGAUGUAUCCGUCCACAAUUGCUCAACUGCCAAACUAGAAAUGAGUUAUUUCAGACAUUUAAAGGGAAUAGUUUCCAGCUAGCUAACAAACCGUUAGCCGGUCAGCUGAGGUGACGCUAGCAUGUAUCAGAGCUAACGCCUGAUCUUCAUGGUGAUCAGACGACACUACAAGUGUGAAUCCAGAGGACAGAGAUGUGGGACCAGGGAGGACAGCCCUGGCCUCAGUGGCCUCUGAGCCAGCAGCAGUGGAUGCAGUCUUUCCAGCACCAGCAGGAUCCAGGUCAAGUAGACUGGGCUGCUCUUGCACAGGCAUGGAUCGCUCAGAAGGAGUCGACAGGAACUGAACAGCCGAGCAUUCAGCCCAACGGUCAAGACAUCCCGGGCAUCGAUGCCGUUGCACAGAGUAACCAUGGCACCUUCCAGGGAGACCCAGCAUUUGGCAGAAUGUGGCAGCCAGGUACAGGUUACACCCCAUCAGACUGUGGAGAACGGGACAAAGACAUGGAUUCAGUUUGGAGAGAUAAUGAAUGGGGCAUGCAUGGCCAGCCCCCUCCUCCUCCACCCCCUGAGCAGGCCUGGAUCCCUCCAGGGUCAGGACCGAUGGAUGUUGUGAACCCCAGCGAGGACAGCAACAGCCAGGACAGUGUGGAGUUCAACUCUGAAGCCCAUCACGGGGUUUACCCCCAGAACAGCCAUGGGUAUGGGGCUCAGCCCGACAGCUACGCCAUGGCCCCCAUGGCCAUGAACCAGUUUGAUUAUCAGCAUGGAGCUGCCUCAUCCUUUCCUCCCACACAAACUGGCUUCCAUCCCCCGUACUGGCAGGGUCCUCCUCAGAACAGGCGAGAUACAAGACCAUCUGGUUUUAGAGAACGACCCAGAUCCCCGAUCCAGAUCCCUGUCAAGCAGGAGACCCCGGCAACUUUAGAUGCUGUAAAAAGACGCACACUACCCGCAUGGAUCCGAGAGGGCCUCGAGAAGAUGGACAGGGAGAAGCAGAAGAAGCUGGAGCGAGAGCGCAUGGAGAAGGAGCGAGCCAAGAUCACUAAAGACGAAGGCAAAGACGAGGAGGCGGAGCAGGAGGGGGACGGGCCGCGUGUGCCGCGCAAGAGCAAAUUUGACAGUGAUGAUGAGGGGAAUGAGGACAAUGAGGAGGAAGAAAAGAUUUCCAUAAAGAAAGAGUUCUCUGGCCGGAGUCCAUCGCCCCCUGCUGAGGACAGUGAACCUGAAAUGACAGAUGAAGAGAAGGAGUUCCAUCUGAUGUUCAUCACCAAGACUCUCCUGACUGAGAUCCUCCUCGAGGUCACCAACGAGGAGAUCCAGCAUGUAGCCAAAGAGACUCACCGUAAAGCCACUCGAGCUCCUGCAAAACAGCUGGCACAGUCAAGUGCACUGGCUUCUCUGACUGGUCUCAGUGGGCUUGGUGACUAUGGUUCAGAUGAGAGCGAGGACGAGGACGAGCGCAGCAUGAGAGGGUCUGAGUCCUCCGACACCGACGAGGAGGAGCUGCGCCACCGCAUCCGGGAGAAGCAGGACGCCUUCCGCCGCAAAGAGCGUGAGAUGCUGCAGCUGCAAGAAAAACAAGCACAAGAGGCUCUGCUUGCACGUGAAGAGAUGAUGAAGGAGAGAUUGAUGAGAGAAAAGGGGGAAUAUGAUGAGGGCCAGCCAGAGAUUCCACAUAAACAGGAAAUAAAAGAGAGGGAGGCGGAGCCCUUGGUAGAGAGGCGUAGGUCCCGCAGUGAGAAAGAAGGUAGUGAGACUAAACACUCGGCAAGAGGAAAGGAGCGAUCAGGGCGAGGCAGUAGUGAAUCCCCGGCCAACGGUCACAGCAGCAGUUCCCGCUCCACCUCCAGCCACAGCAGCCGUCAUUCUUCUUCCUCCUCCUCUUCUUCCUCAGCAUCUUCCCGCAGCUCAUCUCGAUCCUCUUCUCCGAGAAGGAAGAGGAGGCGUAGUCGCUCCUCCUCCCACAAGGCUCGCCGGCGUAGCCGCAGCCACAGCUCCCACAGGCACCGCAGCGAUCGCAGUGAGAAGGGCAGGGACAGGAGGAGGAGCAGCGCAGAGAGGUCUAGCCGACACAAGAAAGACCGCAGUGAAUCCAGGGAGCGCAGGAGCCGCAGGAGUAGAUCCAGAUCCAGGGAGAGGGACAGGGGCAGAGCUAGGGCCAGAGAGAGCCGCAGUCGCAGCAGAGACAGGGAAAAGGAGAAAGAAAGAGAUAAGGAGAGGAAGAGGAGUCGAGAUCGCAGAGACAGCAGUCACAGCCGCAGCAGCAAACACAAACAAAAGUCCUCCAGCAAAGACAGGGAGAGGAAGAGGGAAAGAAGUUAUAGUCAUGAGAAAGACAAAAAGAAAAAGGAUAAAGAUAAGGACAAAGAGAAGGAGUCAGAUAAAAAGAAGGACAAACCAAAAUCCAAGGAGAAAGACAAAGAACGGAGAAGUUCUGCUGCUACAGAGGAAAAUGGUAAAUCCAAGAAAAGGAAGGAGAGUGACUCUUGCACAGACUCCCAGAGUGACAAGCACUCGCGGCAGGACAGCAAAGUAAGCAAGAAGGGCUCCGCCAAGGCUAGCAAGAGGUGCUCGGACUCUGAUUCCAGUAGAUCCCCGACCCCUGAAGUUAGCAAGGAAAAGAAAUCCAAAAAAUCCAAACGUAGUCGCUCACGGUCGACGGAAAAAUCUCACAAGUCUGGUAAGAAGGCAAGCCGCAAACACAAGUCUAAGUCGCGAUCAAGGUCAACGUCCCCCUCCCGUCGUAGCAGACGCUGAGGAGCACAGUUAGCCUCUUGCUCUGUGCACUUGCCAUUUUAAAUUCCAUGAGUUGAACAGGCUUGUCUCAUUAUAGAGGCAGUUGUGUAGGUGAACCCCCCUCUCAUACAUUUCUCUCAUCUUUGUAAAUAUGUUGUUUUUUAAGUGUGACUGAAGAAAAAGACUGUUUGAAUGGUAGGAAUUUUCACUUGUAUCAUUAUGCAAAGCUUAAGAAGACUACGGACACCAAGAACUCAAGUUGUAUUAUUUUAAAUGGUAACAGGAUUAACUUUUUUCCAAACAUUAUUGUAAGAUGUCCAAUAAAACUGUUUGUUCCUUG
This is a messenger RNA of Notolabrus celidotus (New Zealand spotty), 3179 nucleotides long. RefSeq names its product PNN-interacting serine/arginine-rich protein (gene pnisr). Lineage: Eukaryota; Metazoa; Chordata; Actinopteri; Labriformes; Labridae. Gene Ontology annotation, cellular component: presynaptic active zone; nuclear speck. Bases 296 to 2860 code for a protein of 854 amino acids. The transcript is spliced from 12 exons. The record is from RefSeq and is a predicted model, not a curated record. Gene Ontology annotation, molecular function: RNA binding.